UGUGUGUGUGUGUGAGAGAGAGAGAGAGAGAGCGAGGCGCGAGCACCGAGCAGAACCCGCGCAGAAAAGCAACUACCUCUCCUCCCCCGCUGGCCCGCACCGCCCUCGCUCCCGCAAGAUCCCCAAUCCCGCCGCAGGUUUCUCGCCGGAGAGACCACCAUUGCUGCGCGCAGAGCUGCCGAUUCCGCGGCCCGCGGCCGGUAGCUUCUCUCCAUGCUGCUGCUGUGAGGUCCUUCGACUGGGUUCGAGCUCUGUUGGCGUUGAGGAGGGCGGCCAAGGCGCGCUCAUCGCGAGAGGGGAUUUCUGUAGACAAUAUGGGAGGCUUAUGGAUCGAUGCAGCAUUACUUUUCCAACCACCUGCAGGCUACAAUCAUUCAUGCUCCAAAUAUUUGCUGCUAGAUGAUCAACCUUUUUUUACUUCUUUUUGAUUGCGACGUAUUUCAUAGAUGACGAAGGCUGCAACUCUUUAUGGGGCCAAGACACAGACUGAGACCCUACGGCCAGGGCCAUUGCGCCCAGCAAAUAUCAUCAGAAAUAAAUUUCCUACCUACAAGAAUGGUUCAAAUGGUAUAGUGAUCAAACUGGCCGAUGGUCUAGAAAUACCCCCUCUCAAGGAGAUUGUUGCAAAGGAGACUGCAGAUCUACUUGAUCGUCGUCAGCGCCUCUCUGUCCGUGAACUUGCGAUGAAGUUUGAGAAGGGUCUCAACACUGCCACACUGUUGUCCAAUGAGGUUAAAUGGAGACAAGUAGCUUUGCUGGAGAGGGAUAUCCUUUUGAAGAAUCUUAAGAGUGUAUUAGAGUCACUCAGAGGUCGGGUGACAGGCAAAACUAAGGACGAAAUCAAGGAGUCUAUCUCUAUGGUGGAGAUCCUUGCAGUCCAGCUCUCCAAAAGAGAAGCCGAGUUGCUUCAGCAAAAAGAAGAGGUCACGAAAUUAGCAAAAUCAUUAAAGCAGGCUUCUGAAGAUGCAAAGAGAAUUGUUGAAGAAGAAAGAGUGAAUGCUCAUACAGAGAUAGAAAGCGCUAAGAAUGCUGUCCAAAGAGUUCAACAAGCAGUUCAGGAGCACGAGAAGAUGUCCCAGAGUACCGGGAAGCAAGACAUGGAGGAGCUAAGGAAAGAAGUUAGAGAAGCUCGGAGGAUCAAAAUGUUGCAUCAGCCCAGCAAGGCAAUGGAUCUGGAAAAUGAAAUAAGAAUUUUACGUAAGACAUUUGCUGAGAAGUCCACUGAUUGUGUUAACCUUUUGAAAGAGUUGGAACUGCAUAAAAGGUUAAAGGAAAAUGACACCCCAUCAUUUGAUUUGGAGGGUCUCCAAUGCUUAGGAUCAGUGCUACGUAUAGUUGCUAUCAGUGGUACUCACAUGGAUUUGUCAAAUAUUUCUAUCCAGUGGUUCCACAUACACCCAAAAGAAAGCAGCAAAGAGAUCAUUUCAGGUGCAACAAGACCAGUAUACGCCCUAGAACCACAUGAUGUCGGACGCUAUUUGCAAGCUGAAAUCGAUGUUGGUGGUGAAAUUGCCAUAGCAAAGACAGCUGGGCCUGUAGACCCUGAUGCUGGAUUGGUGGAAUAUGUGGAGACACUCGUAAGGAAACCUGAAACUGAGUUCAAUGUUGUUGUGCUUCAAUUGAACGGCAUUGAGCAGCCAAAAGAAUCAGUUCAUGUUCUCAAUGUCGGACGGCUGCGGAUGAGGCUUACUAAAGGGAAGUCAGUAGUUGCCAAGGAAUUCUAUUCCUCAUCAAUGCAGUUAUGUGGUGUUAGAGGUGGUGGCGAAGCAGCCUCGCAGGCAAUGUUUUGGCAACCCAGCAACGACCUCAGCUUGGUGCUGGCCUUCGAGACCGCUCGGGAACGCAACACAGCCAUCAUGCUUGCUCGGCGAUUCGCCAUAGAUUGCAAUAUCAUCCUUGCUGGGCCAGGCGACAAAACUCCCUGGUGAAAUGAACCUGUAGUGCUCCGCCGAUCCGACGGCACCUGUCGGUCCGCGACCCCGUGCAGUGAUGUACAUUUGCGUGCACAGCGUGUUUGCACCAGUUCCUCUAGUUUUCUCGUUCAGUCUGGGCUGUUCUGCUCUUCCUCGUGCUGUAGGUUUCUGAAAGAAGGCGCCGUGCGCACAGUUUUAACCGCCGCGGCGCCGUCUUUCUGUCUCACUGUGCUGUGUUUUUUUUUCUUCAGUUGCGAGCGUUGUGAUCUGUUGCUAGCAGUUGCAGCAGUAAUCUAUGCUUGAUGCGGUACACAUCUAAUUGUGUUCGACAUAUGUUAGUGCUGAUGUUGAAGCAAUGAUAGGUAUUAUGUAUGGGGAACAUAAUAUGGUUGAGAAACGCCCAAUCGAAAAUAUGGUUGAGAUGGUGGGAA
This is a messenger RNA of Panicum virgatum (switchgrass), 2344 nucleotides long. RefSeq names its product stomatal closure-related actin-binding protein 1-like. NCBI's taxonomy places the organism in Eukaryota, Viridiplantae, Streptophyta, Magnoliopsida, Poales, Poaceae. Gene Ontology annotation, molecular function: actin binding. The transcript is spliced from 14 exons. The coding region runs from base 447 to 1928 and encodes 493 amino acids. The record is from RefSeq and is a predicted model, not a curated record. Gene Ontology annotation, biological process: actin filament organization; regulation of stomatal movement.